Messenger RNA from Ochlerotatus camptorhynchus, 831 nucleotides. RefSeq lists its product as uncharacterized. Gene Ontology annotation, molecular function: nucleic acid binding; RNA-DNA hybrid ribonuclease activity. NCBI's taxonomy places the organism in Eukaryota, Metazoa, Arthropoda, Insecta, Diptera, Culicidae. Gene Ontology annotation, biological process: DNA replication, removal of RNA primer. The transcript is spliced from 2 exons. The record is from RefSeq and is a predicted model, not a curated record. The coding region runs from base 1 to 831 and encodes 276 amino acids.
AUGGGCGAUUACGACGAAGUAGCGCUCUUCCCUAUGGCAAGGUCCAAGUUCACCGAUUUCACCCACCGGUACACCGAUGGUUCCCGAUCCAACACGGGCGUUGGCAUCGGAGUAUCCGGAAGUGGCAUACUCGUCAGCAACAGCCUACCACCGCAGUGCUCCGUUUACUCGGCAGAAGCGGCCGCGAUCUUCCACGCGGCCACUUCACCAGCUAAUCAACCAAUUCUCAUUUUAACAGAUUCGUACAGCGCUAUCCAGGAGCUCUGCUCGGCAACUCCCACCCACCCGUGGAUUCAGGCUACUGUCAAGUACGCACCCAGUAAUACCGUUUUUGCGUGGAUACCCGGCCACUGCGGAAUUCCCGGAAACGAGGCAGCCGACCAACUCGCUGGAACUGGACCGUCGGGUCCCAGAUUCACCGACAAAGUUCCCCUCCAGGACGUCAAACGGUGGAUUAAGGCCACCGUUCGGAAGGCAUGGACCGACCAAUGGGCCAGCACUCGAGGGCCUUUCAUCCGGAAAAUCAAGGGAACCACGGAGGCAUGGACGGACCUCCGAAACCUACCAGACCAGAGGAUACUCUCGAGGCUGAGAACUGGACACUGCCGUCUAUAUCUCAACUUCGGCGGAGGACCCUUCCGCAGGAGCUGCACUAUCUGCCACCUUCCGGCAACCGUCGAACACCUACUGUGUGUCUGCCCGGAAUUCCAGGACCUCCGGGAGACUUACGGGAUUACCUCCAGCAUCCGGAACCUGCUCGGAGAGGACUCGCCUGCUGCCGACGCCCUCCUGGUAUUCCUGAGGGAGGCGAAUUUGUAUCAUAAAAUUUAG